AUGAUGAUGUUGUUAUUAUUCGUCUGGUUUUCGGUGUUUCCGGACGAUGAAAAACAUUUUGGCCACCUGUGCGGCAAUCGCGUAAAAGAGCCCGCACGCCGCCAGUUUGCGAGUCGAGAUCGCAGGUGGUUGCUAGUUGUCGACGGGCAAGUGUUCGUGAACGUAUGUCCUGCCGCCGCCUUCUGCGAACUCGGCAGCCGCGUGACCGUCGCCCUUCAGUAUCCAUUUGGUUGUCAGAAGUCCUUCGACGCCCACGGGACCUCGUGCGUGUAUCCUGGCGGUGCUGAUGCCCACCUCGGCGCCUGA
Macrosiphum euphorbiae (potato aphid) is the source of this 306-nucleotide messenger RNA. The record is from the annotation of a GenBank genome assembly. NCBI's taxonomy places the organism in Eukaryota, Metazoa, Arthropoda, Insecta, Hemiptera, Aphididae.